Molecule: messenger RNA, 600 nt
Organism: Saprolegnia parasitica CBS 223.65
Lineage: Eukaryota; Oomycota; Saprolegniomycetes; Saprolegniales; Saprolegniaceae
Exons: 4
Coding region: 1-516 (171 amino acids)
Biological process (GO): protein transport to vacuole involved in ubiquitin-dependent protein catabolic process via the multivesicular body sorting pathway; protein targeting to vacuole
Cellular component (GO): ESCRT-0 complex
Molecular function (GO): ubiquitin binding; phosphatidylinositol-3-phosphate binding; metal ion binding
Source: RefSeq, a predicted model, not a curated record
AUGACCAAGGACGGCCCGCCGCAUCUGCGCUCCAAGACCAAGGACCCGCUCGACAGCACGUGGCACCGCCACAUGAAGGACGGCGACUGGGUCGCCGACGUGGCUGUCGCCGAGUGCAUGGUGUGCAAGGACGAGUUUAGCUUCUGGAACCGGAAGCACCACUGCCGCCGGUGCGGCGCCGUCGUCUGCGACAGCUGCUCCAACAACCGCACGCCCCAUAUCCACCGAGAGCUCGCGCAGACGGCAGACGAGCACGCGCGCGUGUGCGACUUGUGUAUCCAGGUCAUUGACGAGAAGAUUGCGCUCGGCUUGCACCAGCGGUUUGGCAAGACGGACAACAACUGGACGCCGGCGUACGAGGACGAAGAGCCCGAAGACACCAAGCCCGCGUACUCUGCGUACUAUGUGCCACCCAAGACGGAGCGCAACGGCCGCGCCGUUGUCACGAUGGGCCGGUAUCGCGCCGAGAUCAAGGAGAGCGAAGGCAACCGCUACAUUCGAGACUGCGACCUCUAAGCAACCUCGCCCAUGUCUAUAUGUACAAUUCAAAUUCUAGCGUAUAUCACCUAAGCGUGCACCAAACUCGGACGGAUCCUCGAC